GACUACAGAGGGCGCAUCCCCGCCCCCCGAUCGAUAGACCCCUUACCAUGUCGAUGGCGGCGGCGGCAGCAGUGGCGAUGGCGCCGGCGGCAGCUGCGGCCACGAAGGCCUCCAAAACCUCUAUAUAUUCCCAUAAAACCCUCUCGCCUCUUUUCUUCACCCCCAGUCUCCGAUUCCCAACCCGCCCUUACUUUGCGAAAUACCCCUCCUUCUCACGAUCUGCCCCCGAGACCCUCCUCCUCUCCACCGCCCCCCGCGCAACCGUCACCCCUUCGUCCCCCUCGCCGACCACCUACCACGGUCCCUGCUACGUCCUCGGCAACAACAUCGACACGGACCAGAUCAUCCCGGCCGAGCACCUGACCCUUGUCCCCUCCAAGCCUGACGAGUACCGCAAGCUCGGUUCCUUCGCCCUCUGCGGCCUCCCUUCCACCGCCUAUCCCGUCCCUUUCAUCGCCCCGGGCGCUGAGGGCACUCGCUUUCCGAUCGUCAUCGCUGGCGCCAACUUCGGUUGCGGCUCCUCCCGCGAGCACGCCCCUGUCGCCCUCGGCGCCGCCGGUGUCCGGGCCGUCGUCGCCGAGUACUAUGCUCGGAUCUUCUUCCGGAACUCCGUCGCUACCGGCGAGAUCUACCCCUUGGAGUCUGAAGAGACGGGGAUCUGGAAGGAGUGUAACACCGGGGACAUCGUGACCGUCGAUCUCGCCGAGAACCUGUUGAUCAACCAUACCACGGGAAAGGAGUACCGGUUGAAGCCGAUCGGAGACGCGGGGCCGGUGAUCGAGGCUGGGGGGAUCUUCGCCUAUGCGAGGAAGACUGGGAUGAUUGCUUCGGCAUCGACGGCUUAAAGUAAAGGCCGGUGGAGCUCUGUUCGUCAGUGUUGGUAGCAGUUAUGGGACUCAGGCUAGAGCAACUUUACAUGGAGAUCUGGGAUCGUCGUUCUUCUAAUAAUUGACAGAAUUAGUGCUUUCCUCUUUGAGCACAAAAUAUAGGACAUCAUACUCUCACUGCAUCUCCUAUCAGAUUUGUCAGUUUCUCUUGAUGAAUUAUAGCUGUCAUCUAUUUAGUCUUUAUUGCUCCAUGUAACUAUGUUACUCUAUUUGAGUUGCAAGAUCAUCUAUGCAUCUCUAUAAAUGAUAGAGCCUAGGAAGGGGGAACUCGUUUUGUAUCUCUAUGUAUAAAUGAUUAGUGUUAUCUUUAUGUCCACAUGUGAUGUGGAACUGCAACUUGUUUGGAUGUCUGGAAUAAGCAUUAAAUGCAGAUUUGGCUUGUUCAUG
Molecule: messenger RNA, 1274 nt
Organism: Elaeis guineensis (African oil palm)
Lineage: Eukaryota; Viridiplantae; Streptophyta; Magnoliopsida; Arecales; Arecaceae
Product: 3-isopropylmalate dehydratase small subunit 1-like
Source: RefSeq, a predicted model, not a curated record